Verticillium alfalfae VaMs.102 is the source of this 1281-nucleotide messenger RNA. Its product is annotated as O-acetylhomoserine (thiol)-lyase. Gene Ontology annotation, biological process: transsulfuration. NCBI's taxonomy places the organism in Eukaryota, Fungi, Ascomycota, Sordariomycetes, Glomerellales, Plectosphaerellaceae. The transcript has 5 exons. The record is from RefSeq and is a predicted model, not a curated record. Gene Ontology annotation, molecular function: pyridoxal phosphate binding; transferase activity, transferring alkyl or aryl (other than methyl) groups. The coding region runs from base 1 to 1281 and encodes 426 amino acids.
AUGGCCGACGAGGCGCCCAAGAACUUCGAGACGCUGCAGCUGCACGCUGGCCAGGAGCCUGACCCGACCACCAAGUCGCGUGCUGUCCCCAUCUAUGCCACCACGAGCUUCGUCUUCGAUGAUUCGGCCCACGGUGCUAGGCUUUUUGGCCUCAAGGAGUUUGGCAACAUCUACAGCCGCAUCGGAAACCCUACUGUCGACGUCUUCGAGAAGCGCAUUGCCGCCCUCGAGGGUGGUGUCGCUGCCGUAGCCACGUCUUCCGGUCAGUCUGCGCAGUUCAUCGCUAUCAAUGCCCUCGCCCACGCCGGUGACAACAUUGUCUCCACAUCCCUGCUGUACGGUGGCACCUACAACCAGUUCAAGGUCUUCCUUCCCCGCCUCGGAAUCACGACCAAGUUCGCCGACGGCGACAAGGUCGAGGACAUUGAGGCUCUGAUCGACGACAAGACCAAGGCCGUCUACGUUGAGAGCAUUGGCAACCCCAAGUACAACGUCCCCGACCUCGAGGCCAUUGCCAAGGUCGCCCACGCCAAGGGUCGACAACACCUUCGGUGCCGGAGCUACUUCAUCCGCCCCAUCGAGCACGGCGCCGACAUUGUCGUCCAUUCCGCCACCAAGUGGAUCGGUGGUCACGGCACUACCGUCGCCGGUGUCAUUGUCGACAGCGGCAAGUUCAACUGGGGCGAGCACGCCGAGCGCUUUCCUCAGUUCGUCGAGCCCUCCGAGGGCUACCACGCCCUCAAGUUCUGGGAGACCUUUGCCCCAUCAGCUUUGCCAUCCGCGCCCGCGUUGAGAUCUUGCGCGACCUCGGCGACACUCUCAACCCCUUCGCCGCCCAGCAGCUCCUCAUCGGGUAUUGAGACCCUGUCGCUGCGUGCCGAGCGCCACGCCUCGAACGCCCUGGCCCUCGCCAAGUAUCUCGAGAACAGCAGCUACGUCAACUGGGUCUCUUACCCUGGUCUCGAGAGCCACCCCUACCACGAGACAGCCAAGAAGUACCUCAAGCGUGGCUUCGGUGGUGUGCUGAGCUUCGGUGUCAAGGGCGGCGGUGCUGCUGGCUCCCAAGUCGUCGACAACUUCAAACUGAUUUCCAACCUGGCCAACGUUGGCGAUUACAAGACGCUCGCUAUCCAGCCUUCAAGGUCUCCUCGGCUACGACCACCACGGGCGAGGAGAAGAGCAACGAGCUGCCCGUCGGCGAAGGCAGAGCGAGGACGCGCCUCUGGCCCCGUGAGGUGUAACGGUGAUGAAGAUAUGUUGACAACGAAUGAAUACCCAUGA